Macrosteles quadrilineatus (aster leafhopper) is the source of this 2116-nucleotide messenger RNA. RefSeq names its product mitochondrial inner membrane protein OXA1L-like. The record is from RefSeq and is a predicted model, not a curated record. Gene Ontology annotation, biological process: mitochondrial respiratory chain complex IV assembly; protein insertion into mitochondrial inner membrane from matrix. The transcript has 13 exons. Gene Ontology annotation, molecular function: membrane insertase activity. Gene Ontology annotation, cellular component: mitochondrial inner membrane. NCBI's taxonomy places the organism in Eukaryota, Metazoa, Arthropoda, Insecta, Hemiptera, Cicadellidae. The coding region runs from base 308 to 1972 and encodes 554 amino acids.
CGAGACCCAAGGUCCCAAGACCAGAUGAUAAUUAAAUUAAAAUAGGUUAUGUAUGGUUAUGUUUACAGUAUGGAUUCAUUCAGUCGAACAGAGCAAUGAGUCAUAUCAUAGUUAGUUUUAAUUUAGUUUGAUUAGAUAGAAUUAGACCGGCACAAUAAUUAUUGUAAAUGUAAACAUUUUUCCUUUCAACGUGAAGACAAUACAAGUUUAGUUUAGAAGAAAGUGCAAGAGAAGAAACACCCAUAAAGAAAAAAAAGAACACCCAUAGCCAAGAGUUCAUUUGCGAUCAUCAUACCUAUCAGUAAAAAUGUUUUCCAGACCUUCUUUGAUGAAACACACUUUAAAGCCUUCACUGCAUUUUUUAAAGGUUGACAGUGCAGCCCAUCUACAUGUUUGCUGUCUUCGAAACUUAAAACUCCCUUCAAGAACAAAUGAAGUUAGACUUUUAAAUGGUUACGUAUCAAGUUCCUUUGGUUCUAUUUUGCAAGCGAGACAUGAAAGCACAACCAGCUCAAAGGUGACAGAAAAAUCAAAUGAGAGGUUAGCAGAAUUGGACCCGAUUCCAGAACCUCCCACUGCUGUCACAUCGUCAGCCCCUUCAGACAUAACGAGUUCUGUUCAGUCUAGCAGAUUUACAACUGACUCCUCAUCAAUAGAGAAUAGCUAUGAUUCUGUCUCAAAUACACUUCCAGAAGUCUACAGGGUCGCUAUGGAGGUGUUUUCAAGUUUCCCAGCGGAGGAAGAUCUAGCAGUGGCUCGUCCUUCCAAAUCUUCCUCUGUAACAACAGUUGAAUCUUCUGAAACAGGACCAGAUAUCUACAAGACUGCGAUGGAGAUCUGGUGUGAUCCGGCUUCUUCAACAUCGGAUCAUGGAACAUUAGACGUCGGAAAUGUUGCGUUUGAAGCAGCCAGUUCUCCAAAGCUGCAAGGAGAACUUUCUUCGGAGUCUGGUUAUGUCAGUGCAUUAGACUCUCUUCCAGAUCCGCCAGCUGUGAACAGUCCAGUUUCUAUGCUUGAGGGCUAUGGACAUGAGACUCCAUUUUCGGAGCUUGGGCUUGGCGGAUGGACCCCUCCUGGGAUGGUCCAGACUUGUUUAGAGUAUUUUCAUGUAGACUUAGGACUACCUUGGUGGCAAGCCGUCGUUGCUGGUACUAUACUAAUCAGGUUAAUGCUGUUUCCCAUAGUCAUUGCGUCCCAAAGAAAUAUUGCAAUAUUGAAUAAUAAUAUGCCUCAAAUGACACACAUUCAAGCAAAAGUUACAGAAGCAAGGCAGCGGGGAGACAAGUUGGAAACCGCUAGAUACACAGGCGAAUUAAUGAAAUUCAUGCAAGAAAAAAAUGUGAACCCAUUUAAAAAUAUGCUGCCACCACUGGUUCAAGCACCAAUUUUUAUCUCAGUAUUCAUGGGAAUGCGGAAGAUGGCUAAUUUACCAGUGGAAAGUUUGAAAACUGGAGGAACUCUGUGGUUUACGGACCUCACUGUGCCAGACCAGUUCUACAUGUUGCCGAUCAUCACUAGUGCCACAUUGUUUUGUACCGUCAAGAUUGGAGCUGAAGGCACACCUUCCACAAGCCAAAACUCACAUCUGCUCAAAUACUUAAUGAUGGGACUACCUUUGAUUGUGUUCCCAUUUACGAUUAGCUUCCCUGGGCUUAUGCUCGUAUAUUGGACAACUUCAAACUUCUUAUCAUUGGUGCAAGUUGGAAUACUCAGGAUUCCUAGAGUGAGAGAAUUCUUCAAGAUUGAACAAUUGGUAAAACAUACACCAACAAAUCUGGCCAUAAAAGACAAAGGAUUCGUUGGAAACGUAAAAGAAUCCUGGAACAAUUUCAAAAUAACCACAGAACUACAAGAGAGGGAAAGAAUGGAUAGAAUGGCAUUUAUGAAAGCAGGCCGGGAUCCAAUCAAGAAAACCUACAAGUACGAUCCAACUAAAGUCAAGCCUACUAUUCAAGCGAAGAAAGCAACAUAGUUGUGAAUAAUGUUAGAAUGUUGUAAUGAUAUUGUUAUAAAGAGUGACUGGUUUAGACUGUACUUUUUGUUGUAACAUGUGAUACCUGCAGUCAGUUAUUGUUUAUACUUUUAGAGUUAUGUGAAGUAAAAACCUUUAACGUUG